Messenger RNA from Hypomesus transpacificus, 2820 nucleotides. It is a transcript of the gene gba1, whose product is annotated as glucosidase, beta, acid. Lineage: Eukaryota; Metazoa; Chordata; Actinopteri; Osmeriformes; Osmeridae. Bases 499 to 2070 code for a protein of 523 amino acids. The transcript is spliced from 11 exons. Gene Ontology annotation, molecular function: glucosylceramidase activity. Gene Ontology annotation, biological process: glucosylceramide catabolic process. The record is from RefSeq and is a predicted model, not a curated record.
CCAUGCUGUAUUCUAGUAAGUUAGACACAGAUUAGUUAUUUAAACUCAAUAAAUGAAUUAUGAAAAAUAAAUGUUGUGCUCCUUGACAAAUUGAGACAUCUGGCGGUUGGUGGGACACAUUGCAUGACGUAGGCAGCCAGCUUCAGUCAUAUGACCGCGCUGUCCUACAGCCACAACUUUUGGAAACCCGGAAACUGCAGUAGAAAGUGUCCGUUGGGAUAUGCAUCGAAAACUUUAUAAAUAAGAAUCUGAAGUGACAUGACGAAGACCGGAAUUUGAGUAAGACGAAUUGUUUAAAAUGUUUAGCAUCGAAGCUCUGUGGCGGUGCUGAGGUAACCGAUUGUGUGUCUCCCAUAAAGUCUGUGUCAGCGAAAUGAACGCAGCACCUGUGCCCAUAUUAACUGAGUGUAUUGCAGAUUUCGAGCAUUGUCUCUAAGAUGGUCAUUUAUUAACUGCAUAAUUAGGCCCCAUGAGAUACCUUCCUCUCCCAGCAGAUACAUGAUGGCUUUGCCAUCACCAGCAGCUGGUCUCUUACAUUUAGUCCUGCUCACAGGAAUAGCCACACUCUCCAAUGCUAGCGACGAGUGCGUGGCCCGUGACUUUGGCCAUGGCUCCGUGGUUUGUGAGUGUAACUCAACCCACUGUGAUAGUGCUGGGCCAUGCAGCUUGCCUGGGUUGGGUCAGUUCGCCUCCUACCUGAGCAGUAAGGCUGGCAGCAGGCUGGAGAGGGGGCAGGGCCGGGUCCUUGCCAACAGCUCUGGGACAGCUCUCAGGCUGACUAUCGUUCCCUACCAGAAAUACCAGCGGAUCCGAGGCUUCGGUGGCUCGAUGACGGACGCAGCGGCCCUGAACAUCCUGGCUCUCUCUCCAGGAGGACAGGAGCAGCUCCUGCGGCAGUACUUCUCCCCCGAGGGUGUAGGCUACAGCGUGGUCCGUGUUCCCAUGGCCAGCUGUGACUUCUCCACCCGUCUGUACACCUACGCAGACACGCCUGGAGACUACAGCCUGGAGAACUUCACCCUUGCUGCAGAAGACAUCAACAUGAAGAUCCCCCUGCUGCAGCGCGCCCAGGCCAUGUCCCCCCGCCCUCUGUCUCUGCUGGCCAGUGCCUGGAGCGCCCCCGCCUGGCUGAAGACCAAUGGUGCGCUCACUGGGAAAGGCUCUCUGAAGGGCCAGCCUGGGGGGAAGGAGCACAAGACCUGGGCUCAGUAUUACAUCAGGUUUCUGGAGGAGUACGCCAGACACAACCUGACCUUCUGGGCCAUGACCACUGGGAACGAACCCUCUGCUGGACUCAUGACCAACUACAGUUUCCAGGCGAUGGGCUUCACAGCGGAGGAGCAGAGGGACUGGGUUGGCUUGGACCUGGGCCCCGCCCUGCACGCAUCACCAUACCCCCAAACACACCUGCUCAUUCUGGACGACAACAGGCUGCUGCUGCCACACUGGGCCAAAGUGGUGUUGAGUGACGUGCGUGCGGCACGCUACAUCCACGGUGUGGGUGUUCACUGGUACCUGGACGGCCUUGUGCCAGCAGAGCUCAGCCUGGGCACCACCCACCACCUGUACCCCGAGUACUACCUGUUUGGAACGGAGGCGUGCGCAGGCUGGAGCCCCCUGGACCGGGGCGUGAAGCUGGGCAGCUGGGACAGGGCCGAGCAGUACGCCCAUGAUAUCAUAGAGGAUCUGAACCACGGGGUUGUGGGUUGGACCGACUGGAACCUGGCUCUGGACCCUGGCGGGGGCCCCAACUGGGUCAAGAACUUUGUGGACAGCCCCAUCAUCGUGGACCCCAAACAAGAUGUCUUCUACAAGCAGCCUACCUUCUACAGCCUGGCCCACUUCAGCAAGUUCCUGUUGGAGGGUUCUCAGAGAGUGGGCGUGUCCUCCAGUCAGGAAACAGCUCUGGAAAGCUCCGCCUUCCUCAGACCCGAUGGUUCAGUGGUGCUCACCAUUCUGAACAGGUCGUCGUCAGAUGUGAAUUUUGAGGUGUGGCAUCCUGCUGUUGGCUUCAUCUCCUCCUCCUCCCAUGCCCAUUCUCUGCUCACACUGGCCUGGAACACGCACUGACGCACACACACACUGACACACACACACACUGACACACACACUGACACACACACACUGACACACACACUGACACACACACACACACACACACCUGGACUCUACACUGAACAAGCCUGCUACUGGAACUGUAUAAUCCAGGUCAUUGUCCAACCAAAUCAGCAUGAACCAACCACCUCGUAAGACAUUCUUAACAGGUCCCACACAUUAGCGCUUAUCAGUAUUUGUGUGACACGACUAAAAUGACUGUGUAGAUCUGAACACUGAGGGAUGAUGGUCCGUACGGGCAAACUUCUCUACCAUCCAACCCAACGGUGUGUGAUUAAAGAACCAAAGCCAAAGAUUGUAAUCAAGUUGACUGCUGUGAUUAUCUGCACUGAUCUCAACCUCUUUGAAGGUUGAAAUAAACUGUGAUGUUUCUCUCUGGCCUGUGGUGAUGCAAGAAACAUUACGAUGCAACAGAAACGUGCUUUGAAAUACUAGGGGUGGGGGGAAAAAACGAUUCACAUUUUUAUAAAUUUUUUUAUCUUUGAAAAACUGUGAAUCGAUUUUUUUUUUAUCGAAUCGUGACCCCAAGAAUCGAAUCAUGAGAUACCAAAAGAUUCCCGCCCCUACGAAGUACCUUAACUGAUCUUUUUCAAAUUAGAUACAUUUCAAAACUUUUGCUUGAAUUCCAGUUUAUGAAUGAUGCACAGUGCAUGAAUGGGACUUCCUUUUAAUCCUGAAUAAAUUGUGUUUUGACAACACCCUGAA